This is a messenger RNA of Tripterygium wilfordii, 1493 nucleotides long. RefSeq names its product protein TIFY 4B-like. The record is from RefSeq and is a predicted model, not a curated record. Bases 105 to 1010 code for a protein of 301 amino acids. Gene Ontology annotation, biological process: regulation of jasmonic acid mediated signaling pathway; regulation of defense response; response to wounding. The transcript is spliced from 8 exons. Lineage: Eukaryota; Viridiplantae; Streptophyta; Magnoliopsida; Celastrales; Celastraceae. Gene Ontology annotation, cellular component: nucleus.
CCCAGCCAAGGAAUGGACACCCGGGCCACACACUCGAGACUCUCAGAUUGAUAAGAAGAGAGAAACUCGCUUUGGUGAGUCCUCCGCUGCCGGAAUCUGACGUCAUGGACACCGAAGCCAUGCCGUCCCACUCCAUACUAGACAAACCCCUCUCACAGCUAACUCAAGAAGACAUUUCUCAGCUCACCCGCGAAGAUUGCCGCAAAUUUCUUAAAGAGAGAGGAAUGCGGAGACCCUCGUGGAACAAAUCGCAGGCGAUCCAGCAAGUUAUAUCCCUCAAAGCUCUUCUAGAAGGCAACGAAGAUUCCGGCGCUGCUGCUCUCUGCAAAAUUCUCGGCUCGCCCCAUCUGGACGCGCCGCCCGAAACUCCACAUUUGGGUUACCCAAUGAAGGAAUCGAGUAAUGGCUGUUUCCCCGGUCACAUUUCGGCAACAAUGGUGGAUGAGACGUUUUCAUGUCGGCAGAAGGACUCUCCAAAAUCCACCACUCCUUCAGAGGAAUUGGGUUGGCCACCAAUAGAUAGCGAUGUUAAUGUUAUCAGUCCCAGGAGUCCAAGUGUGAAAAAUAGUUUAGUCGGGCAAAUGACAAUUCUCUAUUGUGGCAAGGUUAACGUGUAUGAUGGAGUUCCACCUGAUAAGGCGCGGGCACUAACGCGCUUUGCAGCAAGUCCUAUACCUUUUGACAAUACACUUUGUGGAACUUCAGCACUGUGGUCCUUUCCGUCUCAUUCACACACUGCAAGUGACAAACAUGGCCCUGUUCCUACUGGUGUAUCAACUCUCCAUACCAUGCAAACAGAGGGCCAAGGGAGCAGGGAAGUGUCAUUGCAGCGGUUUCUCAAAAAGCGGAAAGACAGGGGAAGAUUUAAGGGCAGGAAUAAUACAGGGCUCACGUCUUCUGGCUUGGAGGUGUAUCUGAACCAUCAGGUUGGGAAACAUAGCCCAAAUGGACACACAAGCCGAAGUAGCACAAGCUCUCCCCCACCAAGCCUGGAAGGCCAUCUACCUUAGGUGACAACCAAGUAAAGGCUAGUUAUUCUGUUGAUCUCGAUGAAGAUGUCCAGGGACGCCAAAUUUGAAUAUGACCUACGGGUCAUUUGGUGCUGGAGAAUAAGGAGAGAUCGAUGGCUUGUAGACAAUUGGCACCGCAGAGCAUGGAAGAGAAAGAAGACACCAAUCUAACAGCCUUCAAUUACUGCUUUCCCUUUAAAUGAGCUAGCUAGCUGCUUCCUAUAGCAAUGAAGUUUAUUUACUAAACUAGUUAUUUCUGCUUCUCUAAGAGAAGCCUUUUCUUAGCACUCGAGCUUGAUCAAUUUUGCCAGAGACUUGGUAGGCCGUCCACCGGGUUUCUUGUUUCUGUAUAUUAACUCAUCUUUGCUUUGAGCUAAGCCAGAUAUAGAGCAGCAAACUGUCUCUGCUUUAUGUAAUAUGUAAACUUUUGCCACCGUGUAGGGAUUGAUUAAAUUUCCACUUCUCAAAAUAGUGUACUGUAUU